This is a messenger RNA of Caenorhabditis angaria, 2513 nucleotides long. The record is from the annotation of a GenBank genome assembly. Lineage: Eukaryota; Metazoa; Nematoda; Chromadorea; Rhabditida; Rhabditidae.
AUGAGAAUUUUGAAUGGUGUUGAGAUUUCUGCAAAUGGAACUAUUAAAGCGCCGGUAAGCAAGAUUACUGAAGAUUCAGAAAGUGAAUUAAAAAAAAUUAAAUUUCAGUGCGAAAUGUUUACAAUUCGUCAGGAUCUCAACAGCAGUCUCUACAAAUUCCAGCAAACUUCUGUAAAUGUGGUGUUGAUCACAAUUUCCACUUUCAUGUUUUGCACUUAUAAAUGUGGGAAACCUAUGAAUUUUUGAUGAGAAUUCAAGUUUUUCAGAUUUUCGAAAUAAUUUACAAUGGGAAAUUGCGACUCAUAAAACCGAGUUAUUUCGUCACAAUUGGUUCGCAAAUCAAACCGAAGUUGAGCAAAGAUUGGAUAUUAUUUUUGUGAGUUUUUUGUGGAAAAAAAGCGAUUCUGGUUCUCAAUUUUAAUUAUGAAAAAAUUUUGAAACGUAUAAAAUCCAGGCGAUGAAUUAGUUAGCUAUGAAGCAAUUUUUUCUCGAAAAAAAAUGUUCCAAAGCUUGAAGGUACCCCUAAAACAUUUAAAAUUUCCAGGAAAACCGCCACCGUGAUUCCUCCUCAAAUCCUGCAAAUAUCUGGCCACGAAAAGACAAUCGUAGAUCAAAAGAUGAAAUCAUCGAAUUAAUUCGUCGAAAAAAAUUGGGACAAGAGGACAAUAACAGUAAUUUACUUAUUUUUUCUCCAAAAAUUUCUAGUUUUUUCAGUUGAUAAACUCGGACUUCUUCCGCGUGAUAAACUUGCCGUUUUCUCAAAUAUCAUCGCAAUUCGAAUCGAACUCUAUAUCCUUCUAGUUGCAAUCAUUGGAAUUUGGCUAUUUUCAAUGGGAUUUGUGAUUUCUGUGAGGCUGAGUUUUGUUUCAAGCGACGCGGUUUCUGAGAAUCGUUUGACAUCUGUAAAUCAUACACAAGCAAUUUUGGAGAUGUUUACUAGAACAAACGAGAAAAUAGGGCAAAAUGCGCUAACUUAUUGUACUGGAGAUUAUCAAGAAAUGAUUCAUAGUUUAUCGACAUUUGCAUUGACUGCUGCUGUUGUUUUUAGUUCAGAAACUGAAUUAUCACAUCUGUAAGUUAAGAUUUUGAAUUUCAAAAAAUAUUUAUUCGAAUAGGUUGAACUCUAUACUUAUUAUUACAAACCAAAUUUCUGAAACUUUUAUAAUUUUCCUUUGACAUAAUAUAAGAUAACGAUAAAAUCAUUGGUGAUAAAUGAUGAAGCAUUGAAUAAGGAACAGAAUAAACCAUUCCAAAUUCAUUACCCAAAUCUUUAUGAAUUUUGCAAAUUAAAGUGAUUACCAUUAUUAAUACAUGAUAAAUUGAGAUAGGUAAAAAUUGAUGAACAUAAAAAAUAUGAUCUUUAUUAUUUUCAAUUUCAAUUUUCUUGAUAAUCUUGAAAAUGUGAUAAUAUAUUGAACUCGAGAUUAUUGAGAUCAAUAAUAAGAUACUGUAUUGAAAAUAUAUUAGCCAAAGAUAAUCUGGACAAAUAGCUGUUGGUAUUGCUAAUUUACAACAAGUUAUUUUGAAAAUAAUUAGUGAUAAAGAGGCUAUCCAGAUUAUAUAAACUGAACAAGAUUUCAAAAAAGUGUCGAAAAAAUAUAGGAUCUUUGAAUUACUGUAGUAUAAUAUGAGUAAUCUUUCAAUAGCAAUGAUAAAAGUGAAAGUAGAUGUUAAAAGUCCUGAUAAAUCAAACAUAAUUAACCAAUCAAUGAGGCAAAAAACACCGAAAACAAUUAUUUUGAACGAAGGACCAUCUUUUAUAUCAAUUAGUAGACCAGAAAUAGUUGCACUAAAAUAUAAAAUUGAACACAAAAAACAAAUGAAAUAUAUAUUUCUGAAUUUAUAGUCUAUUUUUCGAGUUUUUUGGAAUUUAUAAAUUCCCAGAAAUAAACAAGAAAUAAUUGAUAAAAUAUCACAUAUUAAAUGAGAUAAUAGAUAAUAAUGUAAUGUUUCAAACUCUUCUAACAAUGUUGCAUUUGUCAUAAUUUUUGUCUUUUUUUCUGAAAAAGUUGCAGUCAGGUGCAAUUUAUGUUUAUUGUUUGUUACCUCAUUGAGUUUCUUGAUGUUUUGUUCCCGGAAAAUCUAGUUCCUGGAAAUUUUGCUUAGGAAAAAUUAAAGGCUAUAGUGUAGCCUAAUGAACUUUUUUUUAAUUUUGAAUCCUUGACAAAAAAGUUUUUCCUAAAAAUUAAUGUAAAAAAUCCCAGAAAACCUAUCACUCCCAAAAAUCUAAAUUUUUCCAGAGUUAUGCUAACUCUCGAAUACAUUUUCAUCUACGCUCUUCUCAUCGAAAUCGCUAUCAACUGUUUCUAUCCAACCAUAAAAUAUCCAACAGUUCGACAAUGUCACAGUAAGUGUCACAGAAAACCUUCUGAAAUUCCAAUUUUCCUAAAAAAAAUCUUGUAGAACGAAAAAUCUUCAUGUACGGUAGCUCAUUCAAAUUCAUGCAACUAUUUUUCCUCGGCGGAAUUGCCAUCAGCAUUUGUCUCGUUUUCAAUCAAAGACUUCGUGAAUAA